This is a messenger RNA of Oxyura jamaicensis (ruddy duck), 4087 nucleotides long. It is a transcript of the gene CAPN10, whose product is annotated as calpain 10. NCBI's taxonomy places the organism in Eukaryota, Metazoa, Chordata, Aves, Anseriformes, Anatidae. Gene Ontology annotation, molecular function: calcium-dependent cysteine-type endopeptidase activity. Gene Ontology annotation, biological process: proteolysis. Gene Ontology annotation, cellular component: cytoplasm. The coding region runs from base 215 to 2233 and encodes 672 amino acids. The transcript is spliced from 13 exons. The record is from RefSeq and is a predicted model, not a curated record.
GCGUGUGGAGGGGCCAUUUUCGGGGGAGGUCACCUUCCGGGACCCUCCUCGUCAUCCUCAUCUUUCUCCUCUUCUUCAGCGGAGCCGGGAGCUUCGAGGGUGGCGUCUGAGAGGAGCCGGCGAUGGCGUGGCUCGGGGUGCUCCGUGGCAAUUGGCGUUUGGGAAUAUAAAGUCUUGGAAAUAGCCGGCCGAGCUGCUUUGGAUCGUGUUGAAAAUGCUGGGAGAGAAAAAGCAGUUAACGGUGAAAAGAGAUCUUUACACAGACCCCACGUUUCCAGCCAGCGACGCCUCUAUAUUUUUUAAUUACCGCACCCCGCUUGCCCAAUUCAGAGGCGAGAUAUCUUGGUUGAGACCUCAGGACAUUUGUUCUACUCCUCGGUUAUUUUCAAACAAUCUGCAGGAUGUGCAAGUGAAACAAGGAAUCCUGGGAGAUUGUUGGUUCCUGUGUGCCUGUGUAGCUUUGCAGAAGAGUAAAUACCUGCUGAAUAAGGUAAUCCCUCCAGGUCAGCCCAGCUGGACAGAUGAGUCAUAUCGAGGCUGUUUCACUUGUCGAGUCUGGCAGUUUGGACACUGGGUAGAAGUAACCAUUGAUGAUCGUUUGCCUUGCCUUGGUGGUAAACUCUGCUUUUCCCAGUGUCAGACAGAAGAUUUGUUUUGGCUUCCACUGCUGGAAAAGGCUUAUGCAAAAGUGCAUGGAUCAUAUGAACAGCUGUGGGCAGGACAGGUGGCAGAUGCUUUGGUUGAUCUGACUGGAGGCAUUGCUGAAAGAUGGACCCUGAAAGACCCUGGAAGAAAUGUAGAGAAAGAGAAGACCGGUAUGGUUUUGAAGAAAGAAUUGUUUAGGAGAUUAAUGAAUCUGAAGGAACAAUGCGUAAUAAGCUGCUCAGUCCUCAAUUCCAGACAAGGUGCAAGUGAACUAGGAGAAUUUCAUGCCUUUAUUGUGAUAGACAUGUUGAAUCUUUCUGAAGUGUCAGGCAAGGAAAUUGUCCUGCUGCGAAUACGAAAUCCCUGGGGGAGGCGGUGCUGGAGAGGUCCCUGGUGUGAGGGUGGUCAAGGGUGGAGCCAACUAGAUCCGGUAGUUGCCUCAGAACUGCUCUCCCAGAUCCAAGAGGGAGAAUUCUGGGUUGACGAAGAGGAAUUUUUCAGAGAAUUUGAUGAGAUUACCAUGGGCUUUCCAGUCAACGAGGAAGGACAACUUCAGAGCCUUUAUACAGAGAAAGUGCUCUAUCACUCUCAGAAUCUUUUUGGAUCCUGGGUGAAAGGCCAGUCUGCAGGUGGCUGCCGUAACAACAGCAGCUUCCCUACCAACCCUAAGUUCUGGCUGAGAGUCUGUGAGAAGAGUGAGGUGUGCAUUGCUCUGCUGCAGAAACACAGGAAAUACAGUGCUGACUGGGCUGGAAGAAUUCAAAAUCUAACUCACUUAGUAGAGAAAAAUCUGUCCUUGACUGAAGGCAUGCAGGUGAAGAAUUAUCAGGCUGUGGGAUUGCAUGUCUGGAAGGUGGAGAAGAAACGAUUUAACCUUCCAAAGACCCUCUCUGCUCCUCCAGUUGUAGGUACCAUCUGCCAUUCGUAUGAUAGAGAAGUGCAUGUAUGCUGUGACCUUUCACCUGGGUACUAUCUUGUUGUUCCCAGUACUUUUCUAAAAGAUGCAGUAGGGCAUUUCUUGCUUCGUGUAUUUUCAACAGGAAGAAUCUCUCUCAGUGAGGUAAAACCACCACCACCAGAUGCUGCCCUCUCUGAAGAACUCCCAGCAGGUGAAUGGGAAACAGUGCAGCUGCAGGGAUGCUGGAAAAAUGGGCAAAGUGCUGGAGGUAGCAGGAACUUCCCCUCCUUCCAUAUCAAUCCCUGCUUUCCCCUCUCCAUUCCUGCAGGACCAGGAAAAAGCAGUGUGAAAGUUACUCUCCGUCAGCACUGCCAAGAUAGCAAGUGUCGUCCGAUAGGUUUCCAUAUUUUCCAGGUGCCUAACAGCAGUUGGAAACCAAGUACUUCCUCUUUUCUACACUUGGAGCCACUGGUUAGCUGUGUACCUCACUGCUAUUCACAGGAAGUAAGCCAACUUUGCAGGCUUCCUGCAGGAAGUUACGUAAUUAUACCAUCCACAUACUUGCCCAAUACAGAAGGCAAUUUUACAGUGGUCAUAGCAAUCAAAAUAGACAGGAAACGCAUUCACAGCCGAGAGACACUUGGACAAGUAUUACAAGAGGUUUCAUUUACAACUGUGAUGAAAAGGUAAUCUGGAAUUCUCAUGGUGUCAUUUUGAGAAACCUUGGAAAGCUGAGGAAUGCUUCACUUCUUGCUGGUUUUGGUUUUGAAUGGGAUAAAAAGAAGAUACUCAUUGCCCUGUUGAUUUUCCAAUGGUACCAACUGUCAGGCCUACAACGGCAUCCUUGUAAAAAUACCUCCUUAAUCAUGUACACUCUGAACAUGUUCUUCCCAUGUGUUUUAGAACCAGCAUUGUACAGUGAAUCUUCAUAAUGUACCUCAGUUCUUCACAGAUACGGGUGGAGAAUAUGUGCAUGUUUUAACCCAAGCUGCAGUUUUAGAAGAAAACCAGAAAUUGUAGGUGCAUAAUGGAGUAAUAUUUGGUGGGAAAAAAAAAAAAAACAAGCUUACAGAAGGAGACCAAACUUAAGGAGACCAAAGGGUAAACAUGAAGGAAAGAAACUGGAGUCUUUAUUCAGGUAGGACAUACCUCAAGAACCAUCAAAAUACACUGGAGUACAGAACGUUCCUACACUGCCAGUCAUGCUGCCGAGCACUUUAUUGUGGGCCCUUUGCUGCACCAUGCAAAUCGUAGGGUGAAAAGAAUUUUUUUUGGUGAGUUUUUCUUUAAUGAAUACCACCGACAAAAGAGAUACGACUUGAAAACUUUUGUUUAUGGACUACCGUGUCAGACUGCUUUUGUAAAUCUGUCAGAAUGUAUUUUAUGCAAGAUCUGCCCUCACUGUAAGAAAUACGAAAUUUAAGAGACUUUUCUUAAUUUCUGUUAGAAAGUAUUUCUUAUUCAAGGAAGAUUUUUUAGAUGUUAUAUUUUCCUCAAUAAAAAUGGAGUAAUGUUAAAAAGUUUUAAAAAUUCUUUUAUUAAAAAGUUGAAAACUUGUCAAUGAUGUCAUGUCUUUUUGUUCUACAAUUUUCACUAAAUGGAAGGUGAUAAAUGGAAAUACUGGGAGAAUAAGGCUUUCCUUUAUUUGUAUGUCUGAGAAAUAAGUAACUUUCAGCUUUUGCUUUUAACUACAUUCUAGCAUAAUUUAUACUCAUCCCUACUGCACCUUGAAAACGGAGAGCACCUAGGAUGCUCACGGCUGCAUUUUAAGUCAUCAAAACUUUCCACAACCUGUUGUGGAAGUAUGGGACAAUGAAAGAAAAGCCCCUGUUGGUAAUAAUUCUCUACUGUGCUUGCUUUAACAAAUACUGUCAUCUUCAUUAUUUUCUUUGAUCGUUGAAAUGCUGUUACUUUCCCUUGAAAUAGCAAAUUACUGGAUGAUAUAAUGGUGUUUCUAAGUAGAAGAAGGGAAGUUCAUGAGGACACCUAGAUCCAUGACGUGACAAAAUAGUGAACAGGUACUGAAGUAGUAAUGUAAAAAAGGUGCAAGUAUUUCUAAAUUGAGUAUGAUUAUAAGAGAUCCUAUUCUGCAUAAAUUUAUGCAUUUGUGAAGCUUAUAUACUACAAGAUGCAGUGCUUCCAGGGAGUGUGAAAGGAAAAGAGCCAAAACUUAGUCUGUAUAACCUGGUAUCUUUCACAGAAGGUUGCAAGAGAAGGCCUUCUGCGAAUGCAGAGGAGUAACAGCAUACUGAAGCAAAGCUUUUUUCAGGCAUCCUUGCUGCGUCAGAACAUUUGUGUCAUUUUAAGUGUGAUAUGUGACUGAGCACACAUGCAGGGAAAGCUUGGUACAGGUUGCUUCUCUAAAAUGCUACAUCUGAUUCCACUGCUAAAGUGAGUGUGUAAGUAUGUUUUUUGGUAAUGUUUUCAAGUAUUUAUAUAUACCUAAGACUUCAUUAUAUGAGCUUUGCUAAGUAAACUUAUUUUAAUUUCAAAAAGCUCAACUGUAUGAAGUCAGACCUCCUAAAUAAAAAUACUUCUAUAUUA